AUGUCUAUCCUUUCACGCGCCUCCGACCGUCGCCCAGACCUCUCCUUGGUCAGCGAGGAGGACUUUCCCUACGAACAAGACAUCGUCCGUAACCCCGGUACCGCGAAGCCAUGGCUUGCCUAUAUCGAGUACAAGCUUCAGCAUGGGACGGUCCAGGAGCAGGCCUAUAUCAUGGAGCGCGCCUGUAUGCAGCUUCCUCGAUCCUAUAAGCUUUGGAAGAUGUAUCUCCGGUUUAGGACGAAACACGUUUCGAAGCUCAAUGCCGCCAUCUUUGCCUCCGAGUACCAAAAGGUCAACAGCCUCUUCGAGAGGGCACUGAUCCUCCUCAACAAGAUGCCUAGGAUAUGGGAGAUGUAUCUCAAGUUUCUGAUGCAGCAGCCGCUCGUGACACACACACGACGCACCUUCGAUCGGGCCCUCCGCGCUCUCCCCAUUACGCAACACAACAGGAUAUGGGCUCUGUACCGACCCUUCGCGAACUCGGCCGAAGGCGAGACGGCUGUCAAGAUCUGGCGCAGGUACAUGCAGGUUCACCCGGAGGAUGCGGAGGACUUUAUCGAAUUGUUGGUCACGGUGGGACUAUACACGGAAGCCGUUCACAAGUACAUCGAGAUCCUCAACAACCCGAGAUUCACGAGCAAGAACAGCAAGGGACACUAUGAAUUGUGGAGCGAGAUGGUGGAUUUGCUGGUCGAGCAUGCGACGGAAGUGCAGACGGGACAUGAGACGGGAAUCGACGUCGAACGGAUCAUCCGCAGUGGCAUCGAACGAUUUGCCGACCAGAGGGGUAAGCUGUGGUGCGGCUUGGCGACCUACUGGAUCCGACGAGGCAGCUUCGAGCGCGCGCGAGACGUUUUUGAGGAGGGCAUUACGACCGUCAUGACCGUUCGGGACUUCACCCUCGUUUUCGAUUCCUACACGGAGUUUGAGGAGUCCAUCAUUAGCGCUCUGAUGGAGAUGGCAUCGACCCGGGCUGAGAAGGGAGAGGUGGACGAGGUGGCUGAUUUCGAUUUGGAUAUCCGAAUGAUGCGGUUCGAACAUUUGAUGGACCGCCGACCUUUCCUCUUGAACGAUGUUCUCCUGAGGCAGAACCCCAACAACGUCACAGAAUGGGAGAAGCGUGUGGCCCUGUGGGGCGACAACAAGGAGGAGGUUGUCAAAACUUACCUUGAUGCUAUUGAAGCCAUUCAACCGAAGAAGGCAGUGGGCGCGCUUCACCAGCUGUGGGCUAAUUACGCCAAAUUUUACGAGGCCGGAGGGGACCUUUCAAAUGCCCGAAGAAUCAUGGAGAAGGCCGUCAAGGUCAACUACAAGUCCGUGGCAGAGCUAGCAGACAUGUGGAUCGAGUGGGCAGAGAUGGAGCUUCGGAAUGAGUGCUUCGACGAGGCCAUGAGGGUCAUGGCAAAGGCAGUGCAGGCGCCCAAGAGGUCUACGGUGGACUACUUCGACGAAACGCUAUCACCACAACAAAGAGUUCACAAGAGCUGGAAGCUGUGGAGUUUCUACGUCGACCUUGUGGAAAGCGUCAGCUCGCUAGACGAGACCCGCAAGGUGUACGAGCGGAUAUUCGAGCUUCGCAUCGCCACUCCCCAGACAGUAGUCAACUACGCCAACCUCCUGGAGGAGCACAAGUACUUCGAAGAGUCAUUCAAGAUCUACGAGCGUGGCCUCGAUCUCUUCAGCUACCCCGUCGCCUUCGAGCUCUGGAACCUGUACCUUACCAAGGCCGUCGACCGCAAGAUCAGCAUCGAGCGCCUCCGCGAUCUCUUCGAGCAAGCCGUCGAGGACUGCCCGCCCAAGUUCGCCAAGGUGAUCUACCUCAUGUACGGCAACCUCGAAGAGGAGCGCGGCCUCGCCCGCCACGCCAUGCGCAUCUACGAGCGGGCCACGCGCGCCGUCGCCGACGAGGACCGCGCCGACAUGUUCAACUUCUACAUCACCAAGUCGGCCUCCAACUUCGGCCUGCCCUCGACGCGGCCCAUCUACGAGCGCGCCAUCGCCGCCCUGCCCGACGCCGAGGCCCGCGACAUGUGCCUCAAGUUCGCCGACAUGGAGAAGCGGCUGGGCGAGAUCGACCGCGCCCGCGCCAUCUACGGCCACGCCUCGCAGUUCUGCGACCCGCGCACCAACCCCGGCUUCUGGGAAAAGUGGGACCAGUUCGAGGUUGCGCACGGCAACGAGGAUACCUACAAGGAGAUGCUCCGUAUCAAGAGAAGCGUGCAGGCGCAGUACAACACGGACGUCAACUUUAUUGCCUCCCAAGCGCUGGCUAGGAGUCAGCAGAAGCGGAUGGACGAGGAGGCAGCAGGAAACGGUGGAGAAAUGGACACCGAGGUUGCGGACGCAAUGGCGGCGCUGGAGAGACAGGCGCGCGCCCCCGUGGGCUUCGUAGCGGCUUCGGAAGGACCCAAGGGCGGUAGCAUGCCGGUUCAGCUUGUUCAGGUUCAUAACCCGGAUGCUAUCGAUCUUGAUGAAAUGGAUGAAUGA
Molecule: messenger RNA, 2487 nt
Organism: Sordaria macrospora k-hell
Lineage: Eukaryota; Fungi; Ascomycota; Sordariomycetes; Sordariales; Sordariaceae
Biological process (GO): mRNA splicing, via spliceosome; generation of catalytic spliceosome for first transesterification step
Cellular component (GO): U2-type catalytic step 2 spliceosome; post-mRNA release spliceosomal complex; Prp19 complex
Molecular function (GO): protein binding
Source: RefSeq, a predicted model, not a curated record